GUGAAAAUCCAGCUAUCAUUGGACCAGAGCGGACUCCAGAAACGUAUCAAUCUGCCACUGAACAGCUGGAAAGAGAGGAUGUGACAGAAGUACAGGGGAUUAAGUUCAGAUAUGAUGGAUACACAAAAGGACAUCCGCGAUGCCAUUCGAGCAGUGCUUCCUGGUCUUUCACAGGAAGUUUUGGCUGCUUUAGAGGAUGUGUUGGAGAAACUCGGCACUACAACCACAGAUGAUUUCCAGUAUAUCACCGAAAGAGACUUAUUGCCUGUGCUGAAGCCCAUACAGGCCAGAAGACUGGUUGCUGCAUGGGCCCAAAAUAACUCAAUGGCUUCAACUUCAGGCGGGGCAUCCUCCUCUCCACAGUCUGUUCAGUCCUCUCAAUCUGCAGCCUCACUUUCACAACCAUCGUCUGCUGCUACUUCAUCGCCUUUCCUGAGCUGCUCCCCAGUUUUGCCAACCUGGGUUGACAGUUUUCAGAUACCGUGGCAGAAGCUUCCAGAAGAGCUGAUACAGACUUUGGAACGACAGAAAAGGCCAAGUGCACGACUUCGAAGACAAAUGGUGAGGAUUAUUGUCUCUGAAAUGAUGCUGAUUUGCAAGAAUCCAACCAAACGCAACACUACUGAAAUAGCAGAAAGGAUGGUGAGCAGGUAUCCAAAGUCACUUAAGGAUGUCAUUGAUGGUGACGUUAUUGGACUUGGUUAUCAUUCCUUGGUAAAACAACUCCAGGCAAGAAUUGAAAAUGUCAAACGACAAGACACACCAAAGAUAACUAAACGCAAGGCAGAAUCAGAUAAUGACACUGAUGAGAUACCUGCUGAGCAGAAAGCCAGUGUUCAAGACACGUAUGGCUGUGUCAACUGGGCGCCAAAGUUUUUGCCCCUUUCUGAGACUGUAGAGAGUCAGCUUAAGAAAAAAGAAGACAUGAAAAAGAUGUUCAAAGACAAGAAAUAUGCUGCAGAAGAUGUGAAAGAACUUAUCAAGUCCACCUAUUACACGCAACGAAAGGACAUCAAUAAAGGUACAAGCAUCCUGAAGCUAUGCCAAGAAUGGCCUUUUUUGUUCCAUGAAACUGGCAUGGCAGAACACUUCCAGCAACUUACUGGCAUCAGUCUGAUGGAAGCCUUCUUCACCAAUCUGGACAAAAAGGGGGAGCGCAUCGUCAACUUCCUGAAAACUGUUUUUGCUCAGAAAGAAAAACAAGUUCUGGAGUCUCUCCUCAAGUUAGCAAGUGAAAAAGGUCAGUCCAGUGGUUGUACAGAGAUGAUUCUUCUUCUACUUGCUUUUUUUGGUGAGAAGGAAGAGCAUAUGUUCCACUAUGUUGAGAAGACGAGCCUUGCUGAAGAGGUUGAGAUGGAGGAUGUGCCAGCAACACCCUGCCUUAUUGUGUGUGGGUCCUCUUGCUACACUGCAGACUGCUUCAUGUUGAGUAUUGAUCAGAAGAUUAUCAAUGACCACAUCACUGCCUUCUCCUGUGCCAUCUGCCUGAUGUUUGGCUGUUACUACUGUUUUAAUAUACACUACCCAGUGGGACUGCGGUCAACACUGGAGUUCCUCCAGAGGUGUUUCUUUUCAAUUAAUCCGGAGAGAGGAACAAAAGUUGAGCAUAGCAAGAGGAGGAAGAUCUUUGCGGUCAACCCAAGAGUCCUCACGCUCAUCGCUGACCUUGCAGACCAUGAGUGGACUUAGACCAUACUUUGUGAGUCAUGUGAUAUGAUGUGUAAUGUUGUUAUGUUGCGGUAUGUUGAAAACUGCAUUUUAUUGGUAUUUAAGGUUUACACUGUAAGAUUUCACAUUUGUCAUCUUCAUGUUAAAUUUUGCAAAUUUAUGUUAGACAUUUUUUUUAUAUAUAUGUAUAUAGCAGAUGACAAUAACACAGAUUUUAUGCUGCACCACUGUCACGGCUUAAUGAAUAUGUGGUGAUUUACAAGUUUCAAGUCAAAAAACCUGACAAACGUGAACAGUUUUAGUUAUCUAUUUCAGAAAGGUUACAGUGGUGCCCAGCACAUUUGUUAGAAAGUUCUUAUUUCUGUGUAUGUGCCAAUUCCAUAUGAUAUGGAUUAUUCAUUUGAAACACACUGCACCGGGGUUGAAGUGAUAAUGUUGUGUCAUAUCUGUUCAAACUUUUGCACUAAUAUAAGUGCUUGCUGCUUUUUGGAAGAUGUUACAAGUUCUUUGUAAUCAGUGUUCACAGGGUUGUGAGAAGUUUGUACAGCCCAAAAAGUUUUCAUUAAAUGGAAAAAAUACAAUAAAGUUUGGUUUUUGGAUACUUUA
This is a messenger RNA of Xiphophorus hellerii (green swordtail), 2274 nucleotides long. RefSeq lists its product as uncharacterized. The record is from RefSeq and is a predicted model, not a curated record. NCBI's taxonomy places the organism in Eukaryota, Metazoa, Chordata, Actinopteri, Cyprinodontiformes, Poeciliidae. The transcript has 5 exons. The coding region runs from base 112 to 1689 and encodes 525 amino acids.